Messenger RNA from Gymnogyps californianus (California condor), 2690 nucleotides. It is a transcript of the gene MTRR, whose product is annotated as 5-methyltetrahydrofolate-homocysteine methyltransferase reductase. Gene Ontology annotation, molecular function: [methionine synthase] reductase (NADPH) activity; flavin adenine dinucleotide binding; FMN binding. NCBI's taxonomy places the organism in Eukaryota, Metazoa, Chordata, Aves, Accipitriformes, Cathartidae. The transcript has 16 exons. The coding region runs from base 233 to 2317 and encodes 694 amino acids. Gene Ontology annotation, cellular component: cytosol. The record is from RefSeq and is a predicted model, not a curated record. Gene Ontology annotation, biological process: homocysteine metabolic process.
GGAUCAGAAGCGCGUCCUUCAGCGCAAGUAAUCCCGUUCCCCGCAGGCUGGCGGCGGUUGAACUCAUAUCACAUAAGUGGAAGUGGCAUAUCGUCUUUGAAGAGUGUGUAGUGCAGCAAAGCAAGAGCAAUGUGGGCAGUAUGUUCAUCUGAGUGCAAGUGUGUUCCUGGUUUAUGAUUGUGUUCAUCUGCAGUGUCUUUAAAGAAAAAAAAAAAGUGCUCUGUUUUGGGAAAUGUGCUGUGAUUUAAAAAGGAGAUUUUUGCUUCUCUAUGCAACACAAAAGGGGCAGGCAAAAGCCAUAGCUGAGGAAAUAUGGCAGCAAGCAGGUGCCCACGGACUUGAAGCUGAUAUGCACUGUAUAAGUGAAAUGGACAAGUAUAAUCUGGAAUCAGAAAAGGAUCCUGUAGUUAUUGUUAUUUCCACUACCGGUACUGGAGACCCACCAGACACUGCCUGCAAGUUUGUAAAGAAAAUUCAAGACACGACCUUGCCACCUGAUCAUUUCGCACAUCUCCAGUAUGGAUUGCUAGGUCUGGGAGAUUCAGAGUACACGUUCUUUUGUAAUGGUGGAAAGACAGUAGACCGACGACUUCAAGAACUUGGUGCCCAGCACUUCUAUGACACAGGAUUAGCAGAUGAUUGUGUAGGUUUGGAAUUAGUGGUUGAUCCUUGGAUUGAUGGACUUUGGCUUGCCCUCAAGGAAGCAUUUCUACUGCGGAAAGAAAAGGAAGGCAUGAGCAGUGUUGUCGAUGCUGUUUCUAGCUCGCUCUCUGCAGCCCCGUACUUAAGCUCAGAAGUACAGAACUUGAAGCUAGAAGAUGAGGGAGUGAGGAGUUCUGAUGUUCUGUCACAGAAACUGGUUGACAUCAAUCUUGUGGCUUCAGCUAGAGACACUGAACCUUCACUUGUUCAUUCUGUCCCUCCUGUCUCUCAGUCUGCUCUUAAUAUUCCUGCCUUGCCACCAGAAUAUAUAGAGGUGCAGUUUCAGGACACCCAUGGCGAGAAUCCUCAUCUGUCCUCACUGAUUUCAGAGGGAACAACCUUUGAAGUGCCAGUUACAAAAGCAGUUCAGCUCACUAGAGAAGAUGCAAUAAAAACUGCAUUGCUCUUAGAACUUGAUAUUGCAGAUACAGUCUUUGACUACCAACCUGGAGAUGCCUUCUGUGUAAUAUGUCCCAACAAUGUCAAUGAGGUGGAAGAACUUCUUCAAAUCUUGGGACUGUCUGAAAAAGGAGAGUACUUCGUUUGUGUAAAGGUUAAGCAUGGCACUAAAAAGAAAGGAGCAGCUCAUCCACAACACAUCCCUGAAAGAAGCACUUUGAAAUUCAUUCUAACCUGGUGUCUGGAAAUAAGAUCAGUUCCCAAAAAGGCAUUUUUGCGAGCUCUUGUAGAAUGUACCAGUGAUGCAGGAGAAAAACGGAGGCUUCAAGAGCUUUGCAGCAGACAAGGAGCCUCUGAUUACACACGCUUUAUUAGAGAUUCUAAUGUUUGCUUGCUGGAUUUACUUCAUGCUUUUCCAAGCUGCAAGCCUUCACUUAACCUGUUAAUUGAACAUCUUCCUAAAUUACAAGCGAGAUCCUAUUCAGUGUCAAGUUCAAACUUAUAUCAGCCAGGAAAACUGUGUUUUGUAUUUAAUAUUGUGGAGUUCCCUGCCUGUCCCGCUAGACCAGUCUCACGGAAAGGAGUAUGUACAGGGUGGCUUGCUGAGUUAGUUGCACCUCUACUGCACCCCAAUAAAAACACUCUGGAUACAAAAGGAGGAAGGUCUUCAUCUGAAAAGAUAUCUAUUUUUGCUCGUCCAAACAAUACUUUCCACUUACCUGCAGACCCAUCUGUCCCGUUCAUGAUGGUUGGUCCAGGAACAGGAAUUUCACCAUUUAUUGGUUUCCUACAACAUAGGCAAAAGCUCAGAGAAGAACAUACAGACUGGGAAUUUGGAGAGACAUGGCUGUUUUUUGGUUGUCGGCAUCAGGAUCGAGACUAUUUGUUCAAAGAUGAGCUCAGAUGCUUUCUUGAAAAUGGCACUUUAACUCAUCUUAAGGUUUGUUUCUCAAGAGACUCUUCAACUGCAGAAGUAGCCCCGCCUAAAUAUGUGCAAGAUGUCAUUAGGCUUUAUGCUAAGGAAGUUGCCAGAGUCCUGCUGAAAGAGAGAGGUUACUUCUAUAUUUGUGGAGAUAAGAAGCACAUGGCUGAUGGUGUAAGUGAUGCUGUAGUGGACAUUUUAAGCAUGGAAAUGGAAGCUGACAAAUUGGAAGCAAUGAAAACCCUGGCUAUGCUUCGAGAAGCAAAACGAUAUUUGCAGGAUGUUUGGACCUAAAUAUUUCGCUUUUCCUAUGCCUUUGUAACACAAAAGAUUUUGUUUCAAACAUGUGCUUUUGACUAAAAGUUAUUGUCAAAAGUGCUGUCUGUAGUCACCCAAAUCUUAACUUUCUCUAUUGACCUUUCAAGCAGGAAUAUGAAACCUUUUAAAUUACAACAAACCAGGCUGCCUUUUGAAGUGUAUAGUUUUUUAACGAUGUUACAUAGUGGACUGUCUCAGUGCCUUAUUUUCUCAUUUUAAGAUUGGUUUAAUGUAGAAAGUAAAAACUUCUGCGCUGGUACAAGUAUAAUUGUAUGUUUACAUUACAUCAUGUAUUUUUUCCUAUAAUGUAUACAUAAAGGAGCUACAGAGUAAAUACAUUACACACUGA